UCGCUUCUCUCUGCCCGGGACAAGGGGGGGACAGACCCGAAGGGGAGGCGAAGCGGAGCAGCGGCGCCGCGCCGCCCCGCACCGGGAGGACCGCCUCAGUGCCCCCGCCCGGCGGCCGCAGGUCAUCGGCCAUCAAUUUGAUAUCUUUAAAUUAAGGCAUAUGCUUCAUUGAGUCUGGAAAGAAGAGUUAGUAGCCAGAAAUUGAAGGUCUGUAUUAGUAUGCUGAGAACGAAGAGAAAGUCAGUAGCAACAUAAAUGAAUUGAGAGGAAUGGCCAAGGCAGUCUGUGAUCUCCUUGUCAAAGCAUACUGAAGUAGCUGCUCGGGACCAUUCUUCACUGGCCAAAGUCCAAGAACUGAAGUCACACAUUGGGUGUUUCUGAAGGAAGAAGAGGACCUGAAGCCAAGAAGACAGCUUGGGAGGCCAUUGCCCGGUCCAGGUGCAAGAGACAUUCUGGUUAUGUUAGAACUUCACACAAGUCCUGCCCUGUCCUUGUUCUGUGAGCAACUUCCAUUUGAAAAAUUCCUGUGAGUGCUUCCUUUUAACAAGUUCUCAGAAAGCAGAGAGAGCCCUGUCUUCUGAUGUGCCACCAUUUUUAAGAGCCUGAUGAUCUCCUUGUGGACCCUGCACAUACUCCAGGUGCAUAUAAUGCAAUAGUAGAAGAGCGUGGAGUUGAAAGUGUCAAAGAGCGGCCCAAGGAACUCACACAAAUGAUGGCUGCAGCAGCUGAUGGUUUGGGGAGUAUAGCAAUAGAUACAACACAGCUGAACAUGUCCGUCACCGAUCCAACAGCCUGGGCAACUGCCAUGAAUAACUUGGGGAUGGUACCAGUAGGCCUGGCAGGGCAGCAGCUUGUAUCUGAUUCAAUCUGCGUGCCAGGCUUUGAUCCCAGCCUCAACAUGAUGACGGGAAUCACUCCAAUUAACCCAAUGAUACCAGGCAUGGGCUUAGUGCCACCACCACCGCCCACAGACAUGUCUGUAGUCAAAGAAAUCAUUCACUGUAAAAGUUGUACACUCUUCCCUCCAAACCCAAAUCUUCCACCACCUUCCACAAGAGAAAGACCUCCUGGGUGCAAGACAGUGUUUGUGGGAGGAUUACCCGAAAAUGCUACCGAGGAAAUUAUUCAAGAAGUCUUUGAGCAGUGUGGCGAUAUCACAGCCAUUCGGAAAAGCAAGAAGAAUUUCUGUCAUAUUCGUUUUGCAGAAGAGUUCAUGGUUGAUAAAGCCAUUUACCUUUCUGGUUACCGCAUGAGAUUGGGCUCCAGCACUGACAAAAAGGACUCUGGUCGCCUUCAUGUGGAUUUUGCUCAGGCCAGGGAUGACUUUUAUGAAUGGGAAUGCAAACAGAGGAUGCUGGCCAGGGAAGAAAGGCACAGACGAAAACUGGAAGAAGACAGGCUUCGUCCUCCCUCUCCUCCAGCAAUAAUGCAUUAUUCAGAACAUGAAGCCACCUUACUGGCUGAAAAACUAAAAGAUGACAGCAAGUUCUCUGAAGCCAUUACAGUGCUGCUCACCUGGAUUGAACGAGGGGAGGUAAAUCGGCGAUCUGCCAACCAGUUCUACUCCAUGGUCCAGUCGGCCAAUAGUCACGUCCGCCGGCUGAUGAAUGAAAAAGCCAACCAUGAGCAAGAGAUGGAGCAAGCAAAGGAGAACUUCAAAGAUGCCUUAACUGGAAUUCUCACUCAAUUUGAGCAGAUUGUGGCCGUUUUCAACGCUUCUGCCAGACAAAAAGCUUGGGACCAUUUCUCGAAAGCUCAGCGCAAGAACAUAGACAUUUGGCGAAAGCACUCUGAGGAGCUCCGGAAUGCUCACAGUGAACAACUCAUGGGGAUCCGGCGGGAGGAGGAGAUGGAAAUGUCUGAUGAUGAAAGUACUGACGCCCCUAAUAAAAAAAUGAGAGUAGAUGAAUCAGCCCUGGCUGCUCAGGCCUAUGCCCUCAAGGAAGAGAAUGACAGCCUCCGGUGGCAGCUGGACGCCUACAGGAACGAGGUAGAGCUGCUGAAGCAAGAGAAAGGGCAGCUCUUCCGCACAGAAGAAAACCUCACCAAGGACCAGCAGCUGCAGUUUCUUCAACAGACGAUGCAAGGCAUGCAGCAGCAAUUAUUGACCAUCCAAGAAGAGCUGAAAAACAAAAAGUCUGAACUGGAGCAAGCAAAGGAAGAACAAAGUCACACGCAGGCAUUAUUGAAAGUUCUACAAGAACAAUUAAAAAGUGCCAAGGAAUUAGCCGAGACCAAUGGCCACAGCCACGAAGAUGCAAAUGAAAUCAAUGUGCUGACUGUGGCAUUAGUCAACCAAGACCGAGAGAAUAAUACCGAGAAACGGACUCAAGGCUUAAAGUCGGAGAAGGAGGCACUGCUUAUCGGUAUCAUAUCAACAUUUCUUCACGUCCAUCCUUUCGGAGCCAAUAUAGAAUAUCUUUGGUCAUACAUGCAGCAGCUGGAUUCAAAGAUAUCGGCAAAUGAAAUCGAAAUGCUCUUGAUGAGGCUGCCUCGCAUGUUUAAGCAGGAGUUCACAGGAGUUGGAGCAACGCUGGAGAAAAGGUGGAAGUUUUGUGCCUUUGAAGGAAUUAAAACCACCUGACUGUGAACAGCAAACACCCUCUUCUUGAGAAGCAACCUUUGUACCACGUGGGAAGGGAAAAGAAGGGAAUCUGAACGUUGAGAUCUUUGCAGUUGGCACAUGACGUUACAUUCGCAGAGCCAUCAAGGCCUAAUUUUAGUUCCAUCCGUGGCGUUCUCUUGUGAGUGGAAAUGUAAUUGUGCACCAGUUCCUUAAAAAUAAAUUUUUUUAAAAAGUU
Molecule: messenger RNA, 2801 nt
Organism: Dromiciops gliroides (monito del monte)
Lineage: Eukaryota; Metazoa; Chordata; Mammalia; Microbiotheria; Microbiotheriidae
Gene: ENOX1
Product: ecto-NOX disulfide-thiol exchanger 1
Exons: 20
Coding region: 710-2584 (624 amino acids)
Biological process (GO): ultradian rhythm
Cellular component (GO): plasma membrane; external side of plasma membrane
Molecular function (GO): protein-disulfide reductase activity; RNA binding
Source: RefSeq, a predicted model, not a curated record